Messenger RNA from Aspergillus versicolor CBS 583.65, 1101 nucleotides. Its product is annotated as putative epsilon-lactone hydrolase. The transcript has 5 exons. The coding region runs from base 1 to 1101 and encodes 366 amino acids. The record is from RefSeq and is a predicted model, not a curated record. NCBI's taxonomy places the organism in Eukaryota, Fungi, Ascomycota, Eurotiomycetes, Eurotiales, Aspergillaceae.
AUGCCGCACAAACUCUCAUUCUGGGAGACGGUGGAUGCUUUCCUGGGCUGGAUCUCCGUUGCAGGCGCAGGAAUUAUUUAUGCUGCCAUCGCCGGUCCGUUUCGCGGCCGCUCUGGAGCAGAUACCUACCACCAUCACAUCAUCCAAGCGGCUACUAAGAAGGUACUGUAUCGCCAGUGCGGGGGCAAGUACAAAUGGCUGAUCUGGACCAGCUCACUACAAGAUUCAGUCCACUACAGCUACAGUACGAGCCCCGAAUGCUCACCAUUGCCGGAGAAAAAUGGAAUCCAGCCCCAUUUUGUAUCCACCGACCGCGGGGUAAAGGGGUUCUGGAUUGGAAAUCCGUCAGCCAAGUAUAUUAUCAUUAAUUUCCAUGGUGGAGGGUUCGCCAUGGAUGCGACGGAGCCGUAUCUCUAUUUCUGGCCAAAUAUCCAGAAAGCUCUUGCAGAUUCUGGUAUAGAAACAGCGUGGUUCUAUAGCACAUAUACGCUCACCCCGAACAAGGCGUACCCUUUUCAAUUUGUCGAAGCAGUUGAGACUCUGCGAUACGUAUUGGAGGAUCUUGGACGGUCACCUAAAGAGGUCAUUAUAGCGGGCGACUCGGCCGGCGCAAGCUUAUGCUUAGCGAUUCUGUCACACUUGAAGCAUCGCUCAGUGGACGUGCCAGAACUCACAGUUGAGGAGCCGCUCAAAGGAGCUAUUCUGCUAUCUCCCUGGGUAUCCUACAGCCAUGAGUGGCCAAGCAUGAAACUAAACAAACACAAAGAUAUUGAUUCAGCGGUGGUCACUGAGCGCUGGUCUAAGUUAUAUCUGGACGGCCAACCGUCUGACUACUACAUAGAGGCAGUCAAUGCACCAGAAGAGUGGUGGAAUGGUAUCCAAGUGGAACAAACUUUGGUACUUGCUGGUGCGGACGAGGUUCUGCUGGAUCCAAUCAGGACUUGGGUUUCGAAGUUCAAAAAGUCAAACCAGGACACUACCCUCAUCCUUGGUGAAAACGAAUGCCAUGUUGCACCUCUUAUCUGGCCCAUGUUUGGUGACAACCAUGAGACUGAACAGGGGCGUGCUUUAAAGCAUUGGUUACUUGAGCGCCUGGGCUAG